This is a messenger RNA of Cryptomeria japonica (Japanese cedar), 1278 nucleotides long. RefSeq lists its product as uncharacterized. The transcript has a single exon. NCBI's taxonomy places the organism in Eukaryota, Viridiplantae, Streptophyta, Pinopsida, Cupressales, Cupressaceae. The record is from RefSeq and is a predicted model, not a curated record. Bases 1 to 1278 code for a protein of 425 amino acids.
AUGGAUCCUGGCCCACAACCGGAGGACCUUGCAAAAUUGACUCAAGUGGAGGAGAUGUUAAUUGCAUGUGUCAACCCAAUAUUGAAAGUUACACAUGUAAUAGGUGGUCAAUAUAAAUACAAGGGACACACUAUUAGUUUUCCCCAAAAUGUGGAGCAGGUUUCAAAUGUUUUGCCACAUUCGAUAGAGAAUUUGCCAAUUAUUAUUGUUAGAAGAAGAGAUCGGCGUGGCACAAAUUACCACUUUAUAGUCAAUAGGGAUGGUGUGUAUACAGCACUCAAAUACAAAGUAGAGCAUGAAAAAAUUUACUCAGAUGUCAGAAUAGAUCAAAAUGCUCUCAAUGAGCUGCCAAGAAAUUUUGAUGAAAAUAUAUUCAACAAAUUGAAAAGUGUGCAGAUGGAAUUUGACUUAGAUGUAAAUGAAAUCACAUUUGUGGGUCCCAUCAUGGAGAUUGAUGAAGGUAAUAUAGUUGAGCACACAACGUCAAUGGCUUCGAGACCACCUAAUGCCCAAAGAAAAAUGGAAUUAAUUUGUGCAUGGGUUAAUAAUCCUAAUGCAAAUCCAACAACAUUGAUUGAUUGGCCAAAAAUUUGUGCAUCUCCAAUCAAUGAAUAUGUCACAUUAGGGUUACUUGAUAUGGCAUUUCCAACAUUAUUUCCUGAUGGUAGAUAUGACAGGUUAGAACCAAGAAUGAGGCAAGUGCACUUGCAUGAAUUUGUCAAGCAUCUAUUACGGUAUAGGGAUCAUCAUUUUGGUAAACAUCCAAGAUUUGGAUAUUUUAUGAUGAACAUGAUAAUGAGACACCGUGCACAGAAUUCAUCUACACUGUUUGCAAAAAGAAAUUUACAAGACAUCCCUAUCACCAUCAACGAGCUAUGCCAGCAUAUGGAGAGCAUGUCACAAUCUAAUUUAUCUGAUAGGUUGAUGCAGUUUGGAACUAAUUUAAGGGGUACCAGAUCGUACUGGGCUAAAUGUCAUGCAGAAUUGACAGACACGCUUCACCAAAUUGACACUCCUACAAUAUUCUUCACUCUAAGUGCAGCAGAUAUGUACUGGCCUAAUUUGCAUGCAUUAAUGCCAGGAACAUCCCCGACUACUUCACAGGAAGCUCACAAUUGGAGAAAGAAUAAUGUUAUUGACUAUCCUCAUAUAGUCACACAUUACAUGCAUUUAAGACAUACAAUAUUUGGAAAAGAGAUUUUAGAAAAAGGAAUGAAUGUCAAAGAUUAUUGGUGUAGAUAUGAGUGGCAACAUAGAGGUUCAUCACAUGUGCACUGA